AUGAUCAUUACUUAUCUCACUAAGCUUGCAACCUUUGCACUCUUUACACACGCGUGGGCAGCUGAUAUAACCAUCUCUCCCGUGACAAACGCCGAUCCGGGUGCCAAAACGGGCCAUUUUUCGGACCCGUUUCAUGUUGUUUAUCAAGACGCCAAGGAUCUGUACAUUUCAGGCACCACGCACAAGUAUCUGAAGUGUAACAGUGGCGACCUUUCGGCCGGAUGCGCCUCUCUUCUCAAGAAUAAAUAUGAAACCGGUUCGGCAUUGAAUCAAACAGCGCAUGCAGCCGGCACAAAAAUCUGCGGCGCCGCUGGGAUUCACCCUUUCCAGAGCAAGGAUCGCUCGUGGGAUGCGCUCGUAACGCUGCACGUUCAAAGCAAGCCUAAAAAGUGCGAUGGAAUAUCCGGAUGGAGUGUCAUUGUUCACGCGCGUUCGAAGAACCCGGGCCCUGCAGACUCGCCACCGACAUCAUGGAUUGGGGACAAGGUGAUGAUUGGAACAUUCUCAGACAACGUCGACGCCAACUACGACGGCAAGUACUUCGAGACACCGGACGGAAAGCUAUAUCUCGUGUAUCAGAAGCAGGAGUCUAAGAAACCAAAGCGUGAUGGCGUUGCCGCAUGGCCAAUGAACAACCCCACGACGUUGACACCCGGAUCCAGCCCUACCUUUUUAUUGCUUCCUGGCGAAGAGUUGAAUUCAGAGAAUUAUGUCUCUGGCAAGGGACACUUCAAGCUCAUUGAAACGGGCAACAUCCAUGCAAUUAAUGGCAAAUUUUUCAUGGCCUAUUCUGUGGGAGCGUACAAUCGGAACACGUACAAGAUUGGCAUCGCAUACUCAGAUACGUUCCUGCCCGCCCCUGGCCAACAGUACCGCAAGGUGAUGAAGAACAACCCAGAUCAUCUUUGGGAUUCCAAGCGCAAGAAGGAGGUCUACUACUUUCUUCAAAGCGAGGAGAAGCACGAUGGCUGGCACUACAUCGGCGAUCAGGUCCUUGCACCAGGUGUACCGACUGUUGCUCAGAUUGGUCCUAAUAACAGCUGGGUUUUGUUGUUUGCCGGUUACAAUCCCAAAGAUGCUCCCACUAAGGAUGGCACAGAUAAAUACCAGGCCAGCCACCGUCGUCCAUACUUUACUAAAGUUAACGUAAAUAUACCUGACAAUCUCUCAGUUAAGCAGGCAACCGACGAACAAUUACAGCGUUGGAUUACACCUAGUCAUUAG
Trichoderma asperellum CBS 433.97 is the source of this 1224-nucleotide messenger RNA. RefSeq lists its product as uncharacterized. Lineage: Eukaryota; Fungi; Ascomycota; Sordariomycetes; Hypocreales; Hypocreaceae. Gene Ontology annotation, biological process: carbohydrate metabolic process. The record is from RefSeq and is a predicted model, not a curated record. Gene Ontology annotation, molecular function: hydrolase activity, hydrolyzing O-glycosyl compounds.